GACACACUCGUAAUAUUGUUGGCACUCGAACGUGAUAUGUAUGCAUUUCUUUCCUAAACUAAACGUUAUUCUAACUUUAGUGCAGAUAGAGUAGGCCUACCUAACAUAAUAAUGGCAGCAUCAACAAUCUCGAGUGGACAAACCACGUCUACACCUAAUUCUGUGGAGGCCAUUUUUGAUAAUAUGGAGUACGGACCUAAUCCUGAAGCACCAAAUGCUGCGCAGGCAUGGCUUGACAGUCAUGAGAGAAAGCUGGGCCACUUCAUUAACAACAAGUGGGUGCGACCAGAGAAUCGUAAGACCUACACAACCCGUGGACCCGCGGCAGGUGAACCUCUGGCAACCACUAUCCAAGGGGAGGAAGAGGACGUCGAGCUGGCAGUGAGCUGUGCAUCCAAAGCCUACAAUUCGUGGAGCAAGCUACCGUGCCAUGUACGAGCAAGACAUAUCUAUAGUAUCGCCCGUCAUGUUCAGAAGCACCAUCGUCUGAUAGCUGUGGUUGAAGCCCUCGACAACGGUAAGCCAAUCAGGGAGACUCGUGAUGCUGAUAUCCCUAUUGUCAUUCGUCAUCUCUACCAUCAUGCUGGGUGGGCGGAGCUUAUGGACACGGAAAUGGCCAAUUGGAAAUCAGUGGGUGUGGUUGGUGCCAUAGUUCCUUGGAACUUCCCCCUCAUGCUUCUGAUCUGGAAAGUGUGCCCCGCCUUGGCCAUGGGAAACACGGUGGUCCUCAAGCCGGCAACGUACACCCGUCUCAGCGCCCUUCUCUUCGCCCAGAUCUGCGCCGAGGCAGGGCUGCCUCCCGGUGUGCUCAACAUCGUGACGGGUAACGGUGCGUUUGGUAGUAAGCUGGCUCUACAUCCAAGGGUCGAUAAAGUGGCUUUCACUGGAUCAACAGAGGUUGGUCAGAUCUUGAGACGAGCGACUGCUGGAUCAGGGAAGAAGCUAUCUCUCGAGCUUGGAGGGAAAUCCCCCUUUGUUGUCUUUGAGUCAGCUGACCUUGAUUCAGCUGUAGAGGGCAUAGUUGAUGCUAUCUGGUUCAACCAAGGUCAGGUAUGUAGCGCUGGAUCAAGGCUUAUUGUCCAAGAGACAGUCAUGGCCAAGAUGGUGGCGAAGCUCAGAGAACGUAUAAUGCAUCUUCGUCUUGGUGACUCCCUGGAUAAAUCGGUAGACAUGGGUGCAGUGGUUGACCCCUCACAGCGAAAGACAGUGGAGGAAUACGUGGAGGAGGCCAGGAGAGAAGGAGCUGAGAUCAUUCAGAAUCCUGAUUGUGUACCAAAGAAAGGAUGUUACUACCCGCCGACCGUCAUCACUAAUGUUCAGACGUCAUCUAGAGUCGUCAUGGAGGAAAUAUUUGGUCCAGUCCUGGUUGUCCUACCAUUCCGAACAGCCAAGGAAGCCAUAGCUCUUGCUAAUAACACCAACUAUGGUCUAGCUGGCAGUGUCUGGACAGAGAAUGUCAGCCUCGGACUAGAAGCAGCACUAAGCAUCAAAGCUGGUGCUGUCUGGGUCAAUGCUCAUAAUAUGUUUGAUGCAGCGGCUGGUUUUGGAGGCUAUAGGCACAGUGGAUAUGGCAGAGAUGGUGGCAAAGAGGGUCUGUAUGAAUACGUAGUACCAUCAUGGAUGAACAAGACUAAACCUGGGACGGUAGACAUGGACAUCAAACUCUUCGGAAGCCAUGUUCCCAACAUUCCAACCGACAAUCCACCAGCGCCCUCUACUGUUCAAGUUGAUGGAUUCUCCAUGCCCAGCAUUGAUCGUACCUAUAAGCUUUACUACGGCGGUGCACAGAAGAGGCCCGACGGGAUGUACUCGAAACCUGUCAUGGAUGCAGAGAAUCAGGUUGUUGCGUUGGUUGCCGAUAGCAACAGGAAGGACGUAAGGAACGCUGUGGAAGCAGCACACAAGGCAGCACCAGGUUGGGGCAAGCGUGCAGCCCACAACCGAGCUCAGAUUGUUUACUACAUGGCUGAAAACCUUGAACAGAGGAGGGAAGAAGUCGCACAGGGUAUCGCGAGGUUGACGGGUCAAGAUAUGAAGAGCGCCCUCAACGAAGUUGAUCUGUCCAUUCAAAGGCUGUUCUACUGGGGAGCCUAUGCUGAUAAGUAUGGUGGAACCGUUCAGGAGACCACUCUUUACGGAGCUACUGUUAAGAUUCAUGAACCGGUUGGCGUAGUCGGUAUCAUCUGUCCUGAAGAGAGCCCUCUGUUGGCCUUUGUAUCUUUGUUUGCUCCUGCUGUCAUCAGGGGUAAUGUUGUCAUUGCCGUGCCAAGUGAGAAGUAUCCACUACCAGCUCUUGGCUUCUAUCAGGUAUUUGAUACAUCCGACCUCCCAGGGGGCGUGGUCAACAUCCUGACUGGCGAUAGCAGUCACAUGACCAAGUAUCUCUCCGAACAUCAGGACAUCCAGGCCAUGUGGUACUUUGGCACGCCCGAGGGAUCAAAGUUCGUAGAGCACACCUCGGCCGAUAACCUCAAGAGGACGUGGGUGAACUACGGAGCGAGCCGUGAUUGGUCGGAUAGAGCACAGGGGCAAGGGGAAGAGUUUCUCUACCAGUCUGUGGAAGUUAAGAACAUCUGGAUACCAAUGGGAGAUAUCUAUGCUAAUUAGAUGUACUUUUCAUUUUCUACCAUGUUCUUCUGUAUUUCUCUUUUCUAUCUACCUCGUGUCCUCAUUGUACCUGUAGAUGUGUGCUUUAUUAGAUAGAAUCCCGUAUUGUUUUUUAUCUUUAUUUUUUCAUCUUUCUUUCUCAAUCUACUAUCACACUCAUCUGUAGUUCUCUUUUCUUUCUUUGCAUGUAUCUUUUGUACUUGUAGAUUUGUGCUAUAUUAAAAGGAUCCUGCAUUGUUUUUUUUUAUCUUUCUGUUUUUUAUCUUUCUUACCAAAUUAAUUCAUCCUUGUCUCUCUUUUAUUUUUUUUUCUUCAUUCAACCCAUCUGUCUUAUAUAACUUUCUGUACUGACCUGCACGUUUAUUCUUUCUUUUGGUUUUUGUCUCACCUGCAUAGCAGAGUGAGACUAUAGGCGCCGCUUUUCCGACGGCGGCGGCGGCGACGGCGGCGUCAACACCAAAUCUUAACCUGAGGUUAAGUUUUUGAAAUGACAGCAUAACUUAGAAAGUAUAUGGACCUAGUUCAUGAAACUUGGCCAUAAGGGUAAUCAAGUAUUACUGAACAUCCUGCCUGAGUUUCAUGUCACAUGACCAAGGUCAAAGGUCAUUUAGGGUCAAUGAACUUAGACCAUGUUUGGGGAAUCAACAUCAAAAUCUUAACCUAAGGUUAAGUUUUUGAAAUGUCAUCACAACUUAGAAAAUAUAUGGACCUAGUUCAUGAAACUUAUACAUAAGGUUAAUCAAGUAUCACUGAACAUCCUGCAUGAGUUUCACAUCACAUGACCAAGGUCAAAGGUCAUUUAGGGUCAAUGAACUUUGGCCGAAUUGGGGGUAUCUGUUGAAUUACCAUCAUAACUUUGAAAGUUUAUGGAUCUGAUUCAUGAAACUUGGACAUAAUAGUAAUCAAGUAUUACUGAACAUCCUGUGCAAGUUUCAGGUCACAUGAUCAAGGUCAAAGGUCAUUUAGGGUCAAUGAACUUUGGCCAAAUUGGGGUAUUUGUUGAAUUACAGCCAUAAAUUUGAAAGUGUGUUGGUCUAGUUCAUAAAACUUGGACAUAAUAGUAAUCAAGUAUCACUGAACAUCCUGUGCGAGUUUCAGGUCACAUGAUCAAGGUCAAAGGUCAUGUAAGGUCAAAGAACUUUGGCCACGUUGGGGGUAUUUGUUGAAUUGCCAUCAUAUCUCUAUAAGUGUACUGGUCUAGUUCAUAAAACGUGGAAAUAAGAGUAACCAAGUAUCACUGAACAUCUUGUGCGAGUUAUAGUAGUUUUCAAAAUCAGCACUGCUGCUAUAUUGAAUCGCGUGAUGCAGGUGAGACGGCCAGAGGCAUUCCACUUGUUUUAUUCCCAAUUCCUUCUUUCUUAUCCCUGUUUCCCAUUUUUUUCUUUUGUUAUUUUCUCUUCAUUCCACCCACCAUCUGUCUGUCUUCCCACAAUUCUCUAUAGUAACCUAGUUCUAGCAUGGGCAGUCUAGGUAAUCCAGGGCCCGGUUUUACAAAGGGUUGUGAUAUCCAAUCAACCUCAACUAUAUGGAAAUCCAUCAGUGUCAUCAUUUUUCCCACAGAAAAUUUGCACAAUGUCCUUUGUAAACAAAGAGGGGCACACCUAAUAUUCAAGACAACAAUGAAUAUAUGACUUUACAUCAUAUCUUGAAAACCUUUUAAACAGAAAUGCAUUUUAGAUGUUUGCCUUGCUGGCUUUCCGUAGUUGUGGUUGAUCAGAGCAAUCACAACUCUUUGUAAGAUGGAGACCUGACCGCAACCAUUGAGAAUUUGGAGGAAAUGAAAUAAUACUUUGACAAUUCUGAGCUUUUGUUUCGAUAUGUAUUUUCCUAAUUUUGUUGAUAACUUUACUCCACAGUCCAAUGGGAAAUACAGUGUUUCCCCCAUUUUUAAGCAAAAUUAUCCUUAUUUUCUACUUAGAUGGCUUGGGUGAUCUGGGAAUCAUCUUUGUGAUAUCUUAUCAGUCAAAACUAUUGUGGUACGAUCAGGAUUGUCAUUAUACUGUCGUAAAUGACACUAAAAUUACUUGUUACAGAAUACUUCUUUAUGUAAAAAUCCACGUCUACCUAAGCUGCAGUGGUUUUUGUUUUGUUUUGUUUUUGUUGUUGUGGGUUUUUUUUUUUUUUUUUUUUGGGGGGGGGUGUUUUACUUAGCACCUCACUCAAAUUGUGAGGUAACAAAUAAGAGAGAGUGAGAGGGGGAAGGGGGGUUGAUUUGCAAGUUGUCUUUUCUUUUUAAGUCCCUUAGUAUUGAUGGACUUUAUACCAGUACUACACUAUGUGGUUUAUAUGAUUUGAUUGUGUAAGCUCUCACUUGGGGAAGGGUAGGAACUUGCCAAAUAUUUCAUGAUUUAUGUCUACCAAUAAGGGUCUAGAUUUGAUUCAUUGCUGGUGUCAGCAGUGUUCUUGUAAAUAUAUUUUCUUUGAAGUUAAAAGAGGUCUAAUUUUUCUGUGUUUGUGUCCAGAAGAUGAAUUGGUUUUAGGGAGGUAUUCAGUAGUUUUACGUAAAAAAAGACAUGGAAAUUCGCUUUUUAUAUAGAUACGAACCAGAAUUUAAAAAUCAUGAACGUUUCUUAUCUUGAAAUUAUACUUGCUUUUAAUAUUCUUAUGUCUAUUUUAUAGGUUUUACCACACAAAACAUGUUUAUAGGACGACAACACAUAUCUCUUCGUGGUUGCUUAAGGUAUUUGUACGAAUCAGAAUUGUUUAUAGCUAUGAUUGUGUUUUGAAAUAUUAUACAUGCUAUGUUUUGCAUUUUGUUUUUAUUAUUUUCUUUGGGAGAAAAGAAAAUAUACAAAAACCACAUGAAACAUAUGAAUGGACCUUAAUAUAUACUGAAAUUUGUUCCUUGUACACUUGUAUUUCAUGUGAUUUUUAUUGGUUUUUGUCCUGCCUGCAUGGCAGAGCGAGACUAUUGGCGCCGCUUUUCCGAAAGCGGUGGCGGUGGCGGCGUCAUCACCAAAUCUUAUCCUAAGAUUAAGUUUUUGAAAUGACCUCAUAACUUAGAAAGUAUAUGGACCUAGUUUAUGAAUUGGAUAUAAGGGUAAUAAAGUAUUACUGAACAUCUUGCCUUGGUUUCAGCUCACAUGACCAAGGUAAAAGGUCAUUUAGGGUCAAUGAACUUUGGCCAUGUUGGGGGUAUUUGUUGAAUUACCAUCGUAACUUAAAAAGUUUAUGGAUCUAGUUCAUGAAACAUAGACAUAAGGGUAAUCAAGUAUAAAUGAUUGUUUUGCACACAUCUUAGAUCACAUGAUCAUGGUCGAAGGUUAUUUUGGGUCAAUGGACAUAGUAUUUCAUUAUCAUAUGAAUGUUUUCUUAUGUGAAUAAUUAUUCAAUAGCCGUUUUCAAAGUCACCACUGCUGCUAUAUCGAAUCGCUAGACGGCCAGAGGUGUUCCACUUGUUUUUUGUUAAAGUUUUGUAUCCUAAAGAGGUUCUUAACAAUUCAAUAUGUGUACAUCUAUUCCAACAAAAUGUUUGGUAAUUAUCAUAAUCCUCUCAAAAUGAACAUUGAGGUGAAAAAUAAAGUGUGGAGAUGUUCAGGUAAUAUGAUGUGAGUAAUUGCAUUUUGAAAGCUUAAACUCUUAACCUACAAGAACUUGACUGUCCCUGUACACAAAGUCUAUGGGAAUUACAGAAUUCAAUAAUGAAGGUUAACCCAUUAUCGUUGCCACAACUGGCAUUUAUCUCUUACACAUGGGUGGAGAGAGGGAAAAGGUGUGGAUUGAUGCCUUGUCAGAGGGUGCUAGCGCUGGAUUGGGAUUCAAACCCAUGCCCUUAUGAUUACAAGGCUAGUUUCAGAACCAGUUCACCACCAUCCUUCCACCCUAUUCAGAUCUGCCAACCUUCUACAACAAAAAAAGUAUUUUUAGAAGGAAAAAAAGUAUUUUUUGACAAAAAAAGAGAGUAUUUUAAAAAAUUUGUCUUAACGUAACAAUUGCCAGCCUGUUGUAGUGAGAUCAGUAAAAAACCUGUGAAAUGACUCUACUUGAAAAUUCACCCUUUUAAACAUGUGCUCGUAGGCAAGAAUUAACUUGUUCUUUUCAUGCAACAAGUUACUGGCCCGACAUUGAUUUUUACCGGUCUGGGACUGUCAGACCGGCGCUCGUGUCAUGCGCUGUGUAUAAUACAUGUACAUACUCCAUGAUCGGAAAUUUAAAAAAAAAGUAACAAAUCAUACAAAAUGUAUUGGCAUAUUCAUAGCAAAAAAGAAGAACAAAUACUCUAAAAAGGGAACGGUUGGCAUGUCUGUCUAUUGCAUCGGAUCAGGGCCCUGUCUUACAAAGAGUUAUGAUCCAUUCAAUUUCUUUCAACUGUAUGGAAAUCCAUCCAUGCCAUAAUUCUUUCGACAGGAAAUUUGCAGUCUCUUAAUUCAACAAAGAGAAUCACACUGAAUCUUCAAGAGAACGAUGGAUGUAUGAAUAAACACAUCUAGAAAAUAUUUUGAACAACUUUGCAUGUUAGAUGUUGAUGUUCUGGCUGUCUAUAGUUGUGGUUGAUCGGAUCAAUCACAAAUCUUUGUGAGAUUGGGCCCAGGUUAGCCUGAUUCAGAGGCUUUUUUGCGUGUUAGAAAAGAAAAAUAUAUAUAUAUAAUUUUUUUUUGGGGGGGGGCAUACAUGUAUAUAUUUAAUCUGUAUCGAAUGUACAAAAGUAGGAAAUUGUGGUCUUCCAAGACAAUGUGUACUAUAUAAGUGAAUACUGUUAUCAUCGGUUGGGCGAUGAGGACUCUCUCAUGUGAAAAACUAAGUAUUCAGUAGGUAUACAUCUGAAUUAUCUUGCAAUUAAUCGUUUGUAAACCUAUGUAGGUGAUUGGCGUUAAGAUAGCCUUGGAUGCGGCACAAUAAAGGUUUAAAGGCGAGUCUGAACCACCAGACUGUAGCCUGAAUGUAAAUACAA
Messenger RNA from Lytechinus pictus (painted urchin), 7498 nucleotides. Its product is annotated as aldehyde dehydrogenase family 16 member A1-like. Gene Ontology annotation, molecular function: oxidoreductase activity, acting on the aldehyde or oxo group of donors, NAD or NADP as acceptor. The transcript is spliced from 12 exons. NCBI's taxonomy places the organism in Eukaryota, Metazoa, Echinodermata, Echinoidea, Temnopleuroida, Toxopneustidae. The coding region runs from base 112 to 2607 and encodes 831 amino acids. The record is from RefSeq and is a predicted model, not a curated record.